UAUGUGUCUAAACAUAUAUACUAUAUUGGGAACACUUCGAUCAGGGACAUCACAUGGCUUGUCUUCUGUUAACAAUAUCAAUCGGUCACAAGUAAUUUUUUUUUUUUUUAAAUUAAUGUUUUAAGGUACCUAACUUGUAUAAUAUGUAGUUCCCCACCUUUGUAUCUCAUGUGACCGACCAUUAAGUUUAGUUUCCCUGGCAUUGCUCCUUCCUUGUCUUCUCAAUUCUUUAAUACACACAUAUAUAUACUAAUAAACCACUCAUUUUUUCAUCAAACAAACUAUAUUCUCCACUCUUCAAAACGCAGCAAAGUAGAAAAGGAAAAAAAAAAAAAGCCAAGUGUUGCACAUCAAUUUACUAAGAAAUGGCAACUGAAAUGGAAAUUACUGAGCUAAGAUUGGGCCUUCCAGGGGGGAUAAUGGAGAAAAAUGAGAAGAAAAGGGUGUAUUCUGAAAUGACUACUAGUGAUCGGAACAGCAGCAGCAACGUUAACGUUAACGUUAAGUGUCAGAACAAGAAUGAAGUUGUGGGGUGGCCACCAGUGUGUGCUUACAGGAGAAAGAACAGCUUUAAUGGACGUGAAGGAUCGAAUAAAAUGUACGUGAAAGUUAGCAUGGAUGGUGCUCCAUUUCUGAGGAAAGUUGAUUUGAGUACUCAUAAGGGUUAUGAUGAACUUGUUAUGGCUCUUGAAAAGCUCUUUGAUUGCUAUGGAAUUGGAGAAGCAUUGGAGGAUGCAGACAAGUCAGAGUUCGUACCAAUAUAUGAAGACAAAGAUGGAGAUUGGAUGCUUGUUGGCGAUGUUCCAUGGCAAAUGUUUAGUGAGUCAUGCAAAAGGCUAAGGAUCAUGAAGAGAUCAGAGGCAAAAGUGAUAGGCCUUGGAGCCAGGGACUUUCUCAAGGGGAUGUCUGAAAAAUAAUUUUAAGGGCAUUUCAGAUUUGAUUUGCUUAGAGAGAUUAAAUUAUAUAUAAUUGUAAUCUUAAUUAGGUGUGAUGCCACACCCUAGACUUAAUUUCUGAUUUCAUCUUAAUUAAUUAUAUUAUUGUAGUAAGUACUUUAUUUUUCUCUUAAAUGACUGCCAUUUUGAUUUUCGUGUGUAAUAAGGCUAAAUGUGUAACCAACAUAUUGUGCUGAAAUUGUGGCAAGCAGCUAACUUUCCCCUUGUUUCA
Molecule: messenger RNA, 1167 nt
Organism: Capsicum annuum
Lineage: Eukaryota; Viridiplantae; Streptophyta; Magnoliopsida; Solanales; Solanaceae
Product: auxin-induced protein AUX22
Exons: 3
Coding region: 366-917 (183 amino acids)
Biological process (GO): regulation of DNA-templated transcription
Cellular component (GO): nucleus
Molecular function (GO): protein binding
Source: RefSeq, a predicted model, not a curated record